Messenger RNA from Psylliodes chrysocephalus, 1570 nucleotides. The record is from the annotation of a GenBank genome assembly. NCBI's taxonomy places the organism in Eukaryota, Metazoa, Arthropoda, Insecta, Coleoptera, Chrysomelidae.
GUCAAAAUCAAAACUGACGUGUUCAAUAUUUUCCAAGCGUAAGUCGUAAAAUUUUGUUUCUUACAUAUAUACAAAUUUAUUACCGUUAAUUUACAAAGUACUACACCAUUUACUUCAUAAUAUAAGAAUAAGUAUCAUGGAUAAGGAUAUAGUAGGGGCAGAAGGCAGAAGAUAGGAAGGCUUUUGUCUGCCGCAUAUCGCUGUCGUGCGUAAAAGUCUCGUUAGCCUUGCGUAGCCGAACAAGUGAGCGUGUCGUGCAUUAUUGAAACAAGUGCCGAGCCAAAAGCCGAGCUAUGUUGAUGCAAUCCUACCGUAACCCUUCGGAAGUUCCAGGACGUGCACAACAUCCUGCAAGAGGAACGGGAGGCAUUCUGGAUUCGCCCACGUUAGCCAGAGUUGAAAGAGCGAUGUUACGGCACGAAGAAGGGGUUAAUCGAGACGAACAGAGUAUUUUGAGGGCGCAGCAUACACAGUCGCUUCUUCCGAGCUUUGGAAAGGAGUCAGCACAUGUGAUAAAAAGGGGUCUGAUGUGGCAACAAAGAGACAGGCUCUUCAGUAGAUGGAAAGAGCGGUAUUUUAUUCUCACAAGAGACUACUUGCACGUAUUCAGAAGGGCUUCGGGAUCAGAUCGAAUUUCGGAGAUGGGGCAGUUCUUGUUCAAAGUAAAACUCAUCGAUAUAAUCAAAAUAGAAUGGGAAAACAAAAAGACUUAUAGUACAGUUGCCUUAUCACUCGGUAGGGAUGGAAAAAUUUAUCUAAGAUCUGCAGAGGGAUUGGAAGAUUGGUUUGAAUUACUAGAAGAAUGCAUGUUUACUAGUAAAGAAAGACGAAAAGCACUGAGGUAUUCCCAGAACGAUAAUAAUAAGCCUAGAGAUAACAAUAAUGUACCGUCUUUGGAUGAAUGGGUUACUUCACGUCAAAAAAUUGAUUUAGGACGAUUGGUGACAGAAAAUAUGAAUUCAAGACACGAGUCGGUAAUGAGGCGAAUAAGACCGCAAGUUGAAGAUGACUGGAUACCUCCUUCAUUGGAUAAUAGACUUUCUCUUUUGACUGACAUAGACGUUAGUGCCUACGAUGAUAGCACCAUAGGAACAACUCCUUCAGUAACUUCAUAUAGACUGAGCGAAGACGUUUUUUGUAUUCAGCCACCCUCACUUAGAGCAUUAGGAUCGUUCCGUUCUUCAAGAGAAACUGAAACCACUUCGCACAAUAAGCAAAAUGGGAAUACUCCAGAUACCAAAUAUUUUAAAUUUAGAGAACGUUCUUACAGCGAUAUUCAAAGAGUUUAAACACAUUCCUACAAAGAAACAACUAGAGCUGUCUCUUAUCAAACUAGUCAUAUCCAAAGUCAGUGGAGGCAUUUUUUUAUACCAAAAGGAAUACAAAUCGAAUUUAACGAAUUUUUUAAAAUGUUGAAUCACAAUUACCUAUAUGUUUUUAUUUAUGAAUCAAAUGUAUUUUUCCUAUUUAAAUACCUACAUUUAUUGAACCAACUUUGAGACAAUCUAAUGUAAUGGAGGUAUUAUAAUUUUGUAGAUUUUAGAAAAACUUUUGCAUGUUUAUAGACCAA